This is a messenger RNA of Stomoxys calcitrans (stable fly), 4453 nucleotides long. RefSeq names its product DNA repair protein RAD50 (gene rad50). The record is from RefSeq and is a predicted model, not a curated record. Gene Ontology annotation, biological process: double-strand break repair; telomere maintenance via telomerase; chromosome organization involved in meiotic cell cycle. Lineage: Eukaryota; Metazoa; Arthropoda; Insecta; Diptera; Muscidae. The transcript is spliced from 8 exons. The coding region runs from base 235 to 4176 and encodes 1313 amino acids. Gene Ontology annotation, cellular component: nucleus; condensed nuclear chromosome; Mre11 complex. Gene Ontology annotation, molecular function: ATP hydrolysis activity; double-stranded telomeric DNA binding; single-stranded telomeric DNA binding.
GAUAAAAUACAUCUCUGUUUUUGAGUUGCCGGCCGUGAAACGACGCACAAACAACAACUUUGCAAUUUGGAUGGCCAUUGGCUGCUUCUAAUUGAUUUUGAUAAUAUAUAUUCCGUGUUUUUAGUGACUGUUUGCAAAAAACGAACUCGCCAUUACAACAACAAGGCAUUCAUUUGCGAAAAAUAAAAUAUUUACCAUCGUUUAUGUCGUUUGUUUUAAACACACCAAACAAGUAUGUCUACAAUUGAACGUCUAUCUAUUCAGGGCAUAAGAAGUUUUGGCGGAAAUGCUGGAGAUAAUCAGAUGAUAAGUUUCACCUCACCGGUUACCUUAAUAUUGGGUGAAAAUGGUUGUGGUAAAACUACCGUCAUCGAGUGCCUGAAGUAUGCACUCACCGGCGAAUGCCCACCCGGCAGUGACCGUGGCAAGAAUUUUGUUCAUGACCCGAAAAUCUUCAAUUUAACUGAUGUUUUGGGUCAAAUCAAAUUGGAAGUGCGCAAUGUUCAGGGUGCUCGUUUGUCCAUUUGUCGUUCCAUGAAAUUGGGCAUGCGACGUGGUAAAAUUACCUUUGAGACACUAGAUGCUACUUUGAAUUACUUAAAUGAUGAUGGGGAUGGCAAAAAGGCAAUUGAUUCCAUAUCAAAACGUUGUGCCGAUGUGGAUUUAGUUAUGUCCCAGUUCAUGGGUGUCUCAAAGGCCAUUAUUAACAAUGUGCUGCUUUGCCACCAGGAAGACUCUAGUUGGCCCUUGGAUGAACCCAAAAAGUUGAAGGAGAAAUUCGAUGCAAUUUUUGGAAUUUCGGAGUAUAAUAAAGCUUUGGAACGAAUUAUUAAGAUGCGUAAAGAGGAAAUGGACAUACUCAAAAUCAAAGAGGCCGAUUUACGUUUGGAGCAGCAUCUUAAAGUUGAAAUGGAAGACAAAACUAUGAGUUUACAAAAAUGCCAAGAGAAGGCCAAAUCCAUAGAGGAACAGUGUAAGCAAUGCGAGGAGGAAAUGGCUCCCAUUGAAGAACGCCUACAGCAAAUUCAUAAAAUUGAAGCUGAAGUGGGAAAAUAUCAGGCGCAGAAGGUUGAAUUGCAAACCAAGCAGAAAAAUUGUCAAGAUCAAAUGAAUAAUUUGAAAAAGAAAAUUAAAACCAUGUUUGAAGGCACUCUGGAAGAGCUGGACUCUGAAAUUGGCAAUUUCGGUCAGAAAAUGACAGAAAAACGUACUGAACGUCGUGAAAUGGAGGGAAAACUCAACUCCGUUAAAAAGGAAGAGAAGAGUUUGCAGAAUCGCCACAAUGAUGUUGAUAAGAAACGUGUCGUUGCCAUACAGCAAAAGCAAAAAGAAGACGAUGCUAAGAAGAAACGAGCUGAUAAGUUAAAAGCAAUAGGUCAACAAAUGAAUAUUACCAUACCUGAAGACUUGGGUGAUACCACAGAAGAGGUUGCAAAAAUUUUGGAAGAGAUUAAGGGAGUACUGGCCACAGAACAGGGCAAAAUCAAUGAAACUAUUAGCCAGCACGAUGCCGAGGACCAGGAAAUUCAAACUAAAAUCGAUCAAUUGCGUGUUGAAGUAGCCAAAUUGCAAGAAUCCGUUGGAAACUUGACCAAGCAAAAGAAAGCCUAUGAGAAAGAGUCCGAGCAAACUGAAAAGAAAAUUUUAGAGAUUGAGAAGUCCACGCAACAACUGAAAGUUGUUUCGGCCAAAUUGAAGGAGACUGAGGAUUGCUACGAAGAGACUUCAUCGAAAUUCAAUCAGGAAGAGCUGCGCGAAAAUAUUAAAAAAGACAAAGAAGCCAUCAAGAAGUUGGACGCCGAUUUUCGUUCAGUCGAUGAACGCUUGACAUUUUUGAAUUCGAUUUCAAAACUUGUGGCCGAGUUAAAUUUAAAGGAACAAGAGUUGGAGAAUCGCGAGCAAGAGGUUAGAAAAGUCAAAAGUAAGCACAGUGGUAAUUUCCGCAAAAUCUUCGAGGAGGGCAAAGUUGUUGAGAGCAAUUUCCAACGUCACGUGAAGGUUACCUAUGAGAAAUCUCGCCGUCAUAUUAAGGAACUCAAUAAUAAGAUUAAUGGUCUAAAAUUGAAGGAGCAACGUUUCGAAAUUAAACGCAAAACUCUAAAGGACGAAUUGCAAAAGGCCGAAAAGGAAUUGGAGGAUUGCAAGGAGACCAUCUUUGAGAAAUGUCGUUCCACACCAUACGAAGAGCUGCUGACCAGAUCCAAGACAUUGCUCAGCAAACAUCAAUUGGAACUUGGCGCUCAAAAGUCAGCUGAGGCGUUCUACAAGCAGUAUUUGCAAAAGAUUGAGGAUGAACCAUACUGUCCUUUGUGUCAAAAGGAUAUGACAACUAGUGAGGCUUCAGGCUUAACUUCCGAAUUGAAUGACAAGAUUGUAGAUCUUCCACAAAACAUCGACAGACUUGAAAAACUCAUCAAAGAAGAGCAAAAGAAACAUGACGCCCUAUUGCAACUGAAACCGGUCAUUGACAAAGUUGCCAAACUGGAGCAAGAUAUUCCAAAAAGGAAGGAGGAUAUGAAAAAAUUGCAAGAUGACUUGGCAGAAUGCAGCAAAGAAAUCGAAUGCAUCCAAGCUCAAUUAGCCGAUCCAACAGCAAAUAUGGAUCUGGCCAACUCCAUGAUGGGCGAUAUGUCUCUUCUCGAUGAGGCCAUUAAACAGGUUACAAAAUCCAAGGAUGACAUAGCAAAGUUGAAAAAUAAAUUUCCUAAAGAGAAGGAUUCUGAAAAUGAGAAUACCUCAAUCGAUGAGGUGCAAGCUCAGAAAACUGCUAUUUCAACGGAAUUGGAAGAAAAGCGUAAAACACUCGAACAAAAUCAACAGUACUAUGAGAAGAACAUGGAUGCUUUGAAUAAAUUAAGGGAUUUGAAAAAUACUCUAAAGGACCAACAGGUUAAAUUACAAGAAGGAAUACAGAAUCUACCUCAACUACAAGAACGUCAAACUGAACUCAGCCAAUUAUUGGUGGCCCUUGUUACCGAGAUGCAGGACAAUCAGGGCAAAGUUGGUCCUAUUAAAUCGCAACUAAGUGCGACCAUCAAGGAAAAAAGUCAACAGAAGGAUUCGAACCGUGUUAAAGUCAACCAAAUGCUUAUGAAAUUGGAUACAUUCAAGCGCAUGGAUCAGGAUGUACAAAGACUACAUGCGGAAGUUUUGGACUAUGAAAAAUUAACUUUGGAUCACAAACUGAAAACUUUUGAGGAAUCAUUGAAAAUCAGCAAGGAGGAAUUGCAAAAAUUGGCCGAUAACAUUGCUGAGAUGACAACUAAGGUGGAGGGUAUAAAACAAGAGUUAGCCAACCAAGAAUCUGCUGAUCGUGAUCUGAAAGACAAUCGUGAUUUGAAAAUUUUACAACAAAAAUCCGAAGACUUGAAAGUAAAAUACGAUGCAUUAAUCGAAGAAUUGGGCAAAUUAGAUUUCUCCAAUGUAUCGAAGGAGAAGAAAGAAUUAACCUCCAAGCGCGAUAAAAUUACCGUACGGAAAGGAGAACUGCUGGGACAGAGUGGCGAAGUUAAGCAUCAAAUACGCAAACUGGAAAAGGAAUUGGCUUCACCCAAGUAUCGUAACUCGCUGAUGAACUACCGGCGCAUUUACUACGAGGUAGAAGUAACCCGCAAAAUGGUGAAUGAUUUAGGCCAACAUCGUGUGGCACUUGAAUGGGCUCUAAUGCAAUUCCACACUGAGAAAAUGCGCGAAAUUAACCGUUUGAUACGCGAAUAUUGGCGUCUCAUCUAUCGCGGCAAUGAUAUCGAUUACAUACAAAUUCAAACGGAGGAAGGCAAAGAUGCUUCAUCUUUGGAUAAACGUCGUAAUUACAACUAUCGCGUCAUACAAUCGAAAAAUAAUUCAGAAAUCGAGAUGCGUGGACGCUGCAGUGCCGGUCAACGGGUAUUGGCUUCUCUUAUCAUACGCAUGGCCCUGGCCGAAACCUUCAGUAGCAAUUGUGGUGUUCUAGCCUUGGAUGAGCCCACCACCAAUUUGGAUCGUAACAAUAUAUUAUCGCUGUGCGAUGCACUCAAUCGUAUUGUGGAGGAGAGGCAAACACAAUCCAACUUCAUGUUAAUUAUCAUUACCCACGAUGAAGCAUUCAUUUCGACUUUGGGUAAGGUUAAAAGCUAUAAUCGUGUAUUCCGCAAUGAUGAAUGUAAAUCCGUUAUACGUCGUGUAAAAGUUGCCUAAGUGAUGUAUAAGGCUCAAGAGUGAAACGGUCGGCUGUAUUUUUAUACAUCGUGCAUAUAACAACAAACAGGAAAAAAAGGAACAGCAAAACUAUGUUGAUACCCUAAUUGCAGAGUAUGCCAUUUCGAAGGCUUCUGCCUCAUAUGGAAAUCUAUAUUUUCGAUCUUUAAGAUAGACUCAAAUGAACAUCGUACUUUUCACACAAUAUAACAUCAAAAAAUACCUUCUAACUUAUUGCUUAUAAAAGCUUUAAAAUAUGGAUUCCCAUUACAAAUGC